GAAUACAGUGGAGCAGCAUGUUUGACGUCAUCAGUUCUGCGACAGUGGAAUAAAAUUGACAGAAGAGAAGCUGAUGGUGAUGGCGUUGAGGCGUGUGGAGGUUCUGGCCCUGUACCGACGGGUUCUCCGGAUCGCUCGCAGCUGGCAGGCUCAGUCAACCCUCUCACAUGAUACAGAGACCGAGAGGAAGUACAUCACACAGGAGGCACGCUCGCUGUUCAGACAGAACCAACACCUGAAAGACCCAGAGUUAAUCAGUAAGUGUGUUGCGGAGUGUGAGGCUCGAAUAGGGAUCGGACUGCAUUACAGAAAUCCCUAUCCCAGACCUUCGUAUCUUCCUCCGAUGGGUUUGGCCACACAGAAAGGCAGAAAGCUUCGAGCACAGCAGCGACUCAGGAAACAAGCCAAGCCUGUAUACUUACAGUCCCACGAUGAGACAUAACACACACACACACUGUCACUGUCUGUAAAUUGACUGUGUAUAUACUGCUAUAUUGAAUAAAAGUGUUUUAAGUGUUGAAAUGAAAUGACAUUUCUGAGUGAAUAAAGUCUCUAU
Messenger RNA from Ictalurus furcatus (blue catfish), 556 nucleotides. RefSeq names its product LYR motif containing 1 (gene lyrm1). The coding region runs from base 74 to 442 and encodes 122 amino acids. Gene Ontology annotation, cellular component: mitochondrion. The record is from RefSeq and is a predicted model, not a curated record. NCBI's taxonomy places the organism in Eukaryota, Metazoa, Chordata, Actinopteri, Siluriformes, Ictaluridae. The transcript is spliced from 5 exons.